This is a messenger RNA of Epinephelus moara (kelp grouper), 1503 nucleotides long. RefSeq lists its product as uncharacterized. Lineage: Eukaryota; Metazoa; Chordata; Actinopteri; Perciformes; Serranidae. Gene Ontology annotation, molecular function: ubiquitin binding. Gene Ontology annotation, cellular component: ESCRT I complex. The record is from RefSeq and is a predicted model, not a curated record. The transcript is spliced from 10 exons. Gene Ontology annotation, biological process: endosome to lysosome transport; protein transport; protein modification process. The coding region runs from base 109 to 1338 and encodes 409 amino acids.
UACUUUGAAAAGCUGGAAGCGGACGUGGGUGUGUCCAUCAUGUUUAAAUAAACGGCAGCCUGUUAGCAGUUAGCCUGUUAGCAGUAAGUUCGUGAGUUUUGGGGUAGGAUGCCGAAGGUCGGCGCUGAGGCGGAGCUGCGGACUCUGACGGAGUGUCAGUACAGGUAUCCAGGUGAAACUCUGUCAGAUCUUCAGAGGGUUCGUUCUCUGUUCUCUGAUCUUCGUCUCUACGUUGAUUUUUACUGUUUCCCAAACAAAGAGAAGAAGAAGCUGGUUUACCUGGCGGGGACACUUCCUGUUCUCUACGAAGGAAGUGAGUAUAAUAUCCCAGUGUGUAUCUGGCUUCAUGAGACCCACCCGGUGUCCAGACCUCGCUGUUUCGUCUGUCCCUCUGUCUCCAUGGUGAUCAACCCAUCCUGUUCCUGUGUAGACGCCUCCGGCAACAUCAGUCUGGACGGACUGAAAAAUUGGACUCAUGGCGUGUCCAACCUGUCACUGCUUGUGUCAGAGAUGAGGCGGGCCUUCCAGAGGGACACGCCCCUGUAUGCCAGGUCUCCAGUCCAAGCCCCGCCCCCUGCAGGUGUGCAGGUGUCAGUGUUAGCUGGAAGCAUUCAUCCUCCCACCUCCAUCACCUCCUCCUCCGCCAUCACCUCCUCCAUCACCUCCUCCUUUUCAAAGAGCCACCACCUCCCCCUCACCUCCUCCCGCCUGUCUGGACUGAAAGCCAGCCAAUGGGAGCAGAGCAAGGAGGUGAGGGUGAGGAGGUCGUACACUGAGGAGCUGCUGGGGAUCGACUUCAGUGCGCCUCCUCCUUUAUCUUCCUCCUCCAACAACCACAACAACCCAUUCCUGAGCUCCUCCCCCUCCUCAGGUGUGGCCCCUGCAGACCCUCUCAGCAGGAGGAUGGGAGCUCUGAGGCUGGACACAGAGUCCAGCAGAGACCAGCAGGGUGGGUCACCAGUACAGACAGUCCAAUCAGAGGCAGCCAGAGACGGUUACGACACAGGUUCUGGACCAGCAGCUGGACUGCAUCAGGGUCUUGGGACUCAGAGAAUUCAGUCAGAACCUGCAGCUGGAGAGGAACACGCCAAGAUGGCGGCCCGUCUUCCUCCAGACAAGGCAGCCAUCUACCUGUCUCUGAUGACCAUGGAAGGGAGGAGCUUCAGCCCAGGUGAUGUCAUGGAGGCGGUCCAACUCAACAGAGAUUUCCCAUUAGCCCUUAAGUUCCUGACUCACAGCUGCCCCAUCUGUCAGGAGCAGGUGUCCUUCAGCAAGAUCAUCACCAUGACUCAUUGCUCCUGUUUCUUCUCCUCUAUGUCCUGUAGAUCAUCACUAUGACUCACUGCUCCUGUUUCUUUUCCUCUAUGUCCUGUAGAUCAUCACCAUGACUCACUGCUCCUGUUUCUUCUCCUCUAUGUCCUGUAGAUCAUCACUAUGACUCACUGCUCCUGUUUCUUCUCCUCUAUGUCCUGUAGAUCAUCACCAUGACUCACUGCUCCUGUU